Nematolebias whitei (Rio pearlfish) is the source of this 2481-nucleotide messenger RNA. It is a transcript of the gene stat2, whose product is annotated as signal transducer and activator of transcription 2. Gene Ontology annotation, molecular function: RNA polymerase II cis-regulatory region sequence-specific DNA binding; DNA-binding transcription factor activity, RNA polymerase II-specific. The record is from RefSeq and is a predicted model, not a curated record. The transcript has 23 exons. Bases 1 to 2409 code for a protein of 802 amino acids. Gene Ontology annotation, biological process: type I interferon-mediated signaling pathway; regulation of cell population proliferation; response to peptide hormone. Lineage: Eukaryota; Metazoa; Chordata; Actinopteri; Cyprinodontiformes; Rivulidae.
AUGGCUCUGUGGGACAAGCUAAGGCAGCUGCCUACUGGUUACAAGCAGCAGCUCCAUGAGCUCUAUGACAGAGAUGGUUUGCCUAUGGAUGUUCGGCACUACCUGUCCGCUUGGAUAGAGAAGCAGGAGUGGAAGCGAGCAGCAAGGGACUAUAACCUGGCUAUGGUGCUGUUCCAGGUCCUGUUGGAGAAGUUGGAUAUCCAACACAGCCGCUUUGUUCAGGAGGAAUCAUUUUUACAGCAGCACAACAUCAGACGUUAUAAACAGAACUUCCAGAGGUAUCAAGAUGAGCCGUGUGCUUUGGCAAGCAGAAUCCUGUGGUUUUUGGAAAAAGAGAAGGAAAUCUUGGACAAUGCUGAGCUGGAUCAACAGGUGCAGCUUUUGCAUGUUGAGCAGGAAGCCAUGGAGAUGAGCUGUCAGCAGGACCUUGAACGUAAAAUGGCUGGCUUAAGGAAUGAUGUUCAGUGUUUGGAGCAUACAGUAAUUUGUUUGGAAGAGCAGCAAGAUGAGUUUGAUUUUAAGUUUCAAACCCACAAAAUGGAAGUUUUUGUAGACGAGGCGUUGAAGAACGAGCAGCUGAGAAAUAUUCAGAAACUCGUCAACAAUUUGAACGAGUGUAGAAAGACCACCUUGUCAGACCUGAAAAAGCUUCUGGACCGGGCUGAGGAUCUGAUCAACCUGCUGGUCAACAAAGAGCUGGUGGACUGGCAAAGGAGGCAGCAGAAAGCCUGCAUCGGUGCUCUGGAAAAUAUUUGCUUGGAUCAACUGGAAAAGUGGUUCACCUCUGUAGCAGUAUGUCUGUUCCAAGUGAGGGAGUUUCUGAAUAAACUGGAGGAGCUGGUAGGAAAAGUGUCCUAUGAUGGUGAUCCUGUGAAGGCCCAGAAACCUGCACUGCAGAGGAGAGCAGACACCCUUCUUGAAGACUUACUAAAGAGUUCCUUCGUUGUCGAGACUCAGCCAUCCAUGCCUCAAGGAAAAGGACCUUUGGUUCUGCGCACAAGUGUCCAGUUCUCUGUCAAGACCAGACUUCUGGUAAAGUUUCCUGAACUGAAUCACUCCAUGAAAGUGGAUGUUUCCAUGGCCAGGGAGGUUCCUCACGUCAAAGGAUAUCGACGUUUUAAUGUCCUGGGAACCAAAUCUAAAGCUUUGAACAUGGCUGAGAGCCACAGUGGAGGCAUGGUGGCAGACUUCCGCCAUCUGUCUUUGAAGGAGCAGAAAUCUGGAGGAGGUGGUAAAGGAGCCAAUGAUAUUUCUCUGAGUGUUACAGAAGAGCUGCACAUCAUCCACUUCAACACUGUAUUUGAACUGAAAGGCUUCUCAGUUGAUUUGCAGGCCUCCUCCCUUCCUGUGGUCAUUAUCUCUAACUCGAGCCAGCAGCAGAGUGCGUGGGCGUCUAUCCUCUGGUUCAGCAUGCUCAGCCAGGAUUCCAAGGACGUCAUGUUCUUUGCUAACGUUCCUGCGGCGCCUUGGCCGCAGUUUGGAGAGAUGAUGAGCUGGCAGUUUCUGUCGGCCACUAAAAAGGGUCUGGAUGAUGCUCAGCUUGAAAUGAUCGCACUCAAGCUCUUUGGAAAGCAGCAGAACUAUGACGUCUGCAUAGUACCAUGGUCCAAAUUUACCAAGGAAAAUUCACCUGACACAUUCUGGGUGUGGUUUGAUGGCAUCUUGGUGAUGGUGAAAACAUAUCUGGAGGACCUUUGGAGGGAAAAUCUCAUCAUGGGUUUUGUGAGCAAAGGCAAAGAGAAGUCCCUGCUGAAGAAGAAGCAGAGAGGCACGUUCUUGCUGCGCUUCAGUGAAAGCGUCAUCGGAGGAAUCACCUUCUCGUGGGUGGAGAUCACCCCCACUGGUGUGCCUGACAUAAAGACAGUCCAACCCUUCACCAAAGCUGACCUUUCCCAGAUACCGUUUUGUGAAAUCAUCAGGAAUUUCCAGAUUUUAGAAGCUAACAAUGUCCCAGAAAAUCCUCUUCUUUACCUGUAUCCCAACACACCAAAGGACAAGGCUUUUGGAAAGUACUACUCUGAAAAGACUGGAGAUGACAGUCCCUAUAUAAAGUACAUCAAAACCAAGCUGGUGUUUAUUUCAAAAGAGAAUGCACUGGAGGCUAUAUCACCCAUGUCCUGUGACAUGGCACAGGGUGAAGGCCUGGAGCCAAUCAAUGGCCCAUGUGGAGAGGCCGCGGAACAAGUGGUGGAACCUCAGCCUUUGCUGCCACAGAUGGAGACGUAUGACCAUGAUCCCAUGCUGAGUGUCUUUGAUGAACACCAAGAGGAGGAGUUACUGGUGGGCUUUGACACCACCAUCAACUUUGAGAACUGUGACUUCUUGCAACAUGAACCAGGACUGUCUGAUUUCUCCAUUAUGACAACCGGCCUCUUUCCUCUUCAGUCCUGUGGAGGCAUUUUCCAGUAGAAAUGUUCUCAUCGUAACCAGUGUGUAUGACUUGUUUUCCGCUUUACUUGUCAUUUUUUACAGUAGUACUUA